Molecule: messenger RNA, 1259 nt
Organism: Linum trigynum
Lineage: Eukaryota; Viridiplantae; Streptophyta; Magnoliopsida; Malpighiales; Linaceae
Source: the annotation of a GenBank genome assembly
CCUAGGAUGGGUUGGGUUUGGCCCGCCCAGCACGGGCCGGGUCGGGUUUGUUGACUUACUCCAUUUGGUUAUGCAUUUCGUGCUCCCCCCCCCCCCCCUCCUUCUCCGGUCUGGAUAGUUCCCUUUCCCCACAUACGCACACAGAGGACGAACGCCGGGAAAGAUACAGAGCAAAAAGUCGGGGAUUAGGGUUUUGAAGGUUGGGAAAUAUAAUCACUGGGGAUGGAAAUAGUGGAGAAGAAGGAGGUGGAGAAUCAUAAUAACGCGCAAUCGAUCUUACCCGGCGAUUCCCUGGCCUCCGACGUUGUCGAUAAAGAGGCAGAAGAGCGCCAAGCGCGUGAACUCAAAGCCGGUUUGCACCCUCUCAAGUACAAAUAUGUAUUCUGGUAUACUCGCCGAACACCAGGAGUCAGAACACAGACCUCAUAUGAAGACAAUAUAAAGAAAAUUGUUGGUUUCAGUACGGUUGAAACUUUUUGGGUCUGCUAUUGCCACUUGGCUCGCCCCUCUUCUCUGCCAAGUCCUACGGAUCUGCAUCUUUUCAAGGAGGGUAUUCGCCCUUUGUGGGAGGACAGUGCUAAUUCCAGUGGUGGGAAAUGGAUAAUACGAUUCAAGAAGGUCGUCUCUGGUCGCUUCUGGGAGGAUCUGGUUCUUGCCUUGGUAGGUGACCAACUUGAGUACAGCGAUAGCAUUUGUGGUGCAGUAUUAAGCAUCCGAUUCAAUGAAGAUAUACUGAGCGUAUGGAAUCGGAAUGCAUCUGAUCAUCAGGCUGUGAUAUCUCUGAGAGACUCAAUCAAGAGGCAUUUGAAGCUUCCGCACAGCUACGUGAUGGAGUACAAGCCCCAUGAUGCUUCUCUUCGUGACAACUCAUCUUACAGAAACACAUGGCUGAGUAGAUAGCUUGUAGCGCCAGAAUGGGAAAUGAAAGUGUGGAGAAGCUGUUAUUGUCUUAUCCUCGUGUUAUGCUCCACUUGCAAAACAUGGCCCGAGGAUCCAUAAACUUUGUACUGCCAGACAACCUGUGUAAGGAUGGUGUUCUUGAUCUUCUCGUUGGUUGAACAGUGAAUGACAGUGCUGGUUUUGUUGUCCGAAAAAUGUUUGGUCUUUUUGGUUUGUUCAGAUCAAACUGAAACCGAUAAGCCCCUUAUUUAUUUCGAUUUCUGGAGAAGUGACUGUUUCGAGUUCCAAUUUUUACAGCUUAAUAGUUAGGCUAAGCAAACCCAACCGAGAGCCCUAUUCAGUAAAACAAGAGUAACCAU